This is a messenger RNA of Paramecium octaurelia, 254 nucleotides long. The record is from the annotation of a GenBank genome assembly. Lineage: Eukaryota; Ciliophora; Oligohymenophorea; Peniculida; Parameciidae.
AUGAAUUCAAGUUUAAUUGCACGAUUUUAGAACAGCGCAGUUGUUUACUACGCAUAAAGAGGAUGGUAUUGGACAAAUAGAAUAGGAAAGUUGAAUAUUUUGACUGUUUCAGCGAUUUGGUAUAUUGCUGCAGAGAGGUAAUAAUUAGAUUGAAUUUUAGUUAAAUCGCAGGAAGUUAGAGAACGACUUUAUACAGACAUAAUUGGAUAUAGAACCCAAAGCCUUCGCGUGUGAUUUUUGAGGAGAAAUCAUGA